AUGGCUCGCUCUCAAAAUCUAUACCAAUAUUACCAUGGGCAUGAACUUGGAUCUGAUGGCAUAGCUCAUCGAAAAGGUGGUCCUAGAGGGCAACAUUCGCAGAACUAUUCCCCAAAAUAUGUCCAUCAACCCGAAUGGUCUCAGCAUAAGGAGAACAGUCUUGAACCUCCCCAAUCUAUCAGUCAACUAUUUACCCCCUACACACCUUCACUUCCAAAAGGCUUCGACAAUGUCCUAGGCCCAAACACAAUUUCCAUUGUAGAAAGCCAUGCUGAGGGUGAAGCCUGUGACGUCGUCAUCGGCGGAUUUGAAAACAUUCGCGGCCGCUCAAUGUACGGACGACUCCUCAAUUUUCGCAGAGAACAUGACCACCGCGUUAAGCUCUUGUUGAACGAGCCUCGUGGCUGGAACAACAAAAACGCUAUCUUUCUUCUCAAGCCCAUCGAUCCUGACUCAGAGCGAUGUCUGGUUAUGAUCAAGAGUGACGGAUACUUCCCUUUCUCUGUGUCGAGUAUUAUGUGCGCUACCAAUGUCCUUGCUGAGCUUCCUCAUGCUGGUGGGCCAGUGCCACAGCUGCCAUUUCAGAGAUACAUUUUUGAAACUGGGGCUGGAAAGAUCAUGGCCGAGGCGAAGUUCACUAGAACACUUGAACAAAGAUACAGGUGUGAUUCAGUGACUGUUUACUGUGUACCAUCUUUUGUAUUGGAACUUGGCUUUGAGAUCCGCAUUUCUGGACUUGGUGCCUUGAAGAUCGAUAUUGCUUUUGGUGGCGUAUUCUGUGCAUUUGUCGAUGUCGAAUCCGUUGGAUUGAAAAUCAAGGCCGAUUAUGGCGAGAAGUUGGUGCAGAUUGGGGAGCGGAUUAGGCACGCUCUAGCGGGUUGUGAUCUGAAGGUUGUUCACCCCAAAGAUCAUGCUAUCCGAGGCGUCAGCAACAUUGUGUUCAUUGAAAAUGUUGAGAAAGAUGGGGUGCAAAAGGUAGGUCGAAGUGUCACAGUUUUGUCUCCUGGUAGGUUGGACCGUAGUCCCUCUGGUACCUCGACCUGUGCUUGGCUUGCUGUUCAGCAUUGCCGCGGCCAAAUUGGGACUGAGACUUUCCGGAGCUAUAGCUUGCUUGGAACUCGAUUAUUUGGUCGGAUUCGUGGUGAGUUGAGAGUGGGAAGGUAUAAUGCGAUAUACACUUCUAUCCAGGGAAGAGCUUGGGUCACUGGCUUUAAGCAGGUUGCACUGGACCCGACUGAUCCUUUCACGAUGGGAUUCCGUGGUGCAGACCAGUGGGGCCCAAGUAUACGUAAAGAAGAGCCUCAAGAGCAAGAAGACAUGUUUGGUCUGGGAAUAAGCUUUGAUUCAAUGGAAAUGCAUGCGAGAGUAACCCCAAACCAAGACGCUCAGCACCCUGACUGGGAAUCCGCCAAUAAUGCUUUGGGAGAGACAUUUUGA
This is a messenger RNA of Penicillium verhagenii, 1437 nucleotides long. RefSeq lists its product as uncharacterized. The record is from RefSeq and is a predicted model, not a curated record. NCBI's taxonomy places the organism in Eukaryota, Fungi, Ascomycota, Eurotiomycetes, Eurotiales, Aspergillaceae. Gene Ontology annotation, molecular function: 4-hydroxyproline epimerase activity. Bases 1 to 1437 code for a protein of 478 amino acids. The transcript has a single exon.